Arvicanthis niloticus (Nile rat) is the source of this 5124-nucleotide messenger RNA. It is a transcript of the gene Crkl, whose product is annotated as CRK like proto-oncogene, adaptor protein. Gene Ontology annotation, biological process: positive regulation of ERK1 and ERK2 cascade; enzyme-linked receptor protein signaling pathway; cell migration. Gene Ontology annotation, cellular component: cytoplasm. Lineage: Eukaryota; Metazoa; Chordata; Mammalia; Rodentia; Muridae. The record is from RefSeq and is a predicted model, not a curated record. Gene Ontology annotation, molecular function: receptor tyrosine kinase binding; signaling adaptor activity.
AGAGUGCGCUGGACCAAGGGGGAGGUGCCCGCCGCUUCUCCCGCGUCCGCCAUUUUGUUGCUGUGGCUAUUGGGUCCGGGCAGGGUGAGACGGCCCGGGAGGUGCGACUCUUGUUGGAGUGCGGUGCUUCGUGUGGCGGCGAGGAUCGGCGCGGGCUCUUUAGGCUGUGGAGCUGGCAGGUUCCAGGACAGAAGUCACUGGAGCCUCCCCUGUACUCCAGACAGCUGAAAAGCCCGAGGCGGCCUCCGUUACUGCUCCGCUUCGCCCACCUCGACCCCGGAGCUUUGCCCAGUGUUCCCGGACCGGCUCUCUUCGUGAGGCGGCCGGGUGCAGGAGGCGGGUGGCGGAGGAUGCUGCGGGGCCCGGAGCCUAGAGGAACGUCCUGACCAAACCCUCUGAUUGUUCCUCGAAGUGUUCCGAGAGGCCCUUCCUCGACCCCAAAGCCGACAGCGGGUAAAGGCUUCCCGAGCAAGCGAGAGCAGCAGACGCCUCCCAUCCCCGGGCCCAACACCAUGUCCUCCGCCAGGUUUGAUUCUUCAGACCGCUCUGCCUGGUAUAUGGGGCCAGUGUCUCGCCAGGAGGCGCAGAACCGUCUCCAGGGCCAGCGCCAUGGUAUGUUCCUAGUCCGAGACUCAUCUACCUGCCCCGGGGACUAUGUACUGUCCGUGUCCGAGAAUUCGCGUGUCUCGCACUACAUCAUCAACUCCCUGCCCAACCGCCGCUUUAAGAUCGGGGACCAGGAGUUUGACCAUUUGCCGGCCUUGCUGGAGUUCUACAAAAUCCACUACCUGGAUACUACCACGUUAAUCGAACCAGCGCCCAGGUACCCAAGCCCACCAAUGGGUUCUGUCUCAGCACCCAACUUAUCUACAGCAGAAGAAAAUGUGGAAUAUGUACGGACUCUGUAUGACUUUCCUGGGAAUGAUGCUGAAGACCUGCCCUUUAAAAAGGGUGAGCUUCUAGUGAUAGUGGAGAAGCCUGAGGAGCAGUGGUGGAGCGCCCGAAACAAGGACGGCCGGGUGGGCAUGAUCCCUGUCCCUUACGUUGAAAAGCUUGUGCGGUCCUCGCCGCAUGGAAAGCAUGGAAAUAGGAAUUCUAACAGUUAUGGCAUCCCAGAACCUGCUCACGCAUAUGCUCAACCUCAGACCACAACUCCUCUACCUGCAGUUGCCAGUACUCCUGGGGUAGCGAUCAACCCUUUGCCAUCUACACAGAAUGGACCUGUCUUUGCAAAAGCAAUCCAGAAGCGAGUACCUUGUGCUUAUGACAAGACUGCCUUGGCAUUGGAGGUUGGUGACAUUGUGAAAGUCACAAGGAUGAAUAUCAAUGGCCAAUGGGAAGGCGAGGUGAAUGGGCGCAAGGGGCUUUUUCCCUUCACACAUGUAAAAAUCUUUGACCCUCAGAACCCCGAUGACAACGAGUGAUUGCUGUGCUGUCCCUGCUGCUGCCUCCUUCUGCCUGUCGGUCUCCUUUGAAGCGGGAAGCACUCUGUCACAUGCCAGUCACACCAAGCUGCUGGAGGCAGCUUUCCGUACAUUGGUGGUCCUGCCCAUUCGGAACCUCAGCAGCCGCCUCGCUCGAUAGCUUGCUCGCUCGCUCGCUGGGUCGGCAUUUGUAUCAUAGUCAUGCUGUCAAAGACUAGCUGAGUUUAGAGUUCUUGCAGGUGAUGAACUGAAGACACUGGUAGGAGCACACAGUAGAGACUGGAGACACUGGUGGAAGCACACAGUAGAGACAGUUUGACCCAGGACGGCUCUUCCUCUCAUCCUGCCUUGUUUGUACUGGAGACCAGCUGUCGUGCUCGCCAAAGACAGUGAGCCUGCUGAUGGUCUGCAUGGAGAUGGUGAGGCUUGGCAAGAUCUCGCUGUUGAUGGUCCACAGAACAGUGGCUUUGUCACCAACCUGAUUUUCUUUGGACAACAGAGGAAGUUAAACUCCAGACAAUUCUGUCCUGAACUCCUGAAGUCUGGCUUGUUUUCAUUUUCUUUUGUUUAGUUUUGUUUUUGGAAGACUAAUUAACUAUAGUUGUGUGUUCUGAACAGAUUUUUAAAUAGUAGGUUGGAUUUUUCUGACAGUCUAAGGAACAAUCCAUGUCCCUGAGCUUCCAAACUGAAGCCACUGUAUGUAACUACCAGUAUGAAAAGACACCCCCCCCCCCCCCCCGAAGUCGAGGCCUUUAUCUUUGGGUUGCCACAGUACUUUGUGACCAUGUGUCAAACAGUACCCACAAGCAGCAGUCCUGUUGUGCCAUGCUAUGAAACACCAAGGUAGGGGUGUGGGCCUGUUGCUGUCAUUGCUGCCUCUGACAGGAGCAGACAGGGUGGACCUCUUCAGUGAGCACACUUCUUUGAGAACAUAGUGAGUCUGUUAAAUUGCAUUGCUAUAUUCCACCACAGAGGCCACUUGGCACUUCCUGUAUAGACCUAGCCUGUCCAGGCAGCUUGAGAGUGGUGUCUGUUCUGGUUCCACAGCCUGAGUAGAUCCAGAACACAGUGCUUCUGAGCAAAAGAAGACACCUGUCGACCAUGAGCCAUUUUUCCUACAUGUCAGCUAGUACAGAUGUGUGUCUGAUCCCUCAUCCACACAUGGCAAGCCAGAGUUCUCGAACCUUUCUGUAGUGCGCUCUUUUCAGCUGGACCCUGAUGAGGACAGGCCUCCACACAGAACGCAGCAGACUAGAGAUGUAGCGACAAUUAGUGAGUAGCUCUAGCGUUGGCAGAGUGUCUUCUGUAAUGAUGGCCCUGGCUCUGGAGGCCUUCAGCUUUGAGAACUAAUGGAACAUAUUCAGGUGACAAAACCAUUUGUCCACUCUAUUUAUUUCUCUUAAAGACUUUUUAAAAUUUUUGUUUAUGUUGGGCAUGGUGACCACACCUUUAAUCCCAGUACUCAAAAAGGCAAAGGCAAGUGGAUCUCUGAGGGUUCAAAGCUAUCCUGGCCUUUGUAGUGUCACGGGACAGGCAGACCUACAUACAGAGACCUUAUAUCAGAAGACUGUGCCCCUCCCCCCCCCCAAAAAAAAAACAAACAUGUAUAUGGGUGUUUGUACUGCAUGUAUGUAUGUGUAUCACAUGGGUACAGUCCCUAAGGAGGCCAGAAAAUGGUGUUGGUUGGAUCCUCUGGAACUGUGGAGUUACUGUGUGGGUUCUAGGAAUUGAACCUGGGUCCUCUGCAAGAGCUGCAAGUGUUCUCAGCCACUGAGCCGUCUCUUGAGCCCCAUCAGUUUCUCUUUAAGUCAGUAGUUAGUUGAUCAGGCUGAUGAGUGCCAUAGUAAAGAAUGUUCAUGUGACAAAGCAGUGGUCAUUAGGGGCUUGGGGGAUGUCAUGUCUGUGGUAGAGGUUACUUCUCUGAAAGCUGCCAUUUCUAGCCAGGCCUACUGAGUAGACUUAAGUGUUCAGGCCCCAAACUCUGCCUACAACAAGACUUAAGACUCGACCUCUGGCCAGUUAUACAGUUCAGCCCUAGGCCUUUGGUGCCUCCACUGGAAUACAUGCCUUGUUCAUGGCACAACCCAUGAGGAAUCGCAUGUUGUCACAGGGGCUUGAGCCUCAUGCCUUACACAUGCUAGAUGACUGUCUGCCAGUGGGCUCUCUCUUUAAAUUUAAGAUGGAACCUCUAUAAAUUGCCCAUGCUGGCUUCAAGAUUUCCAUCCCAGCCUCAGCUGAAAUUACAAAGGUUUGAGUCACCACACCCAGCUCUUAAGAUCUUUUAAAACUACAUUUAACUGAAGGGCUUGGUGCCUCUUGAUUAAAGCAGCUUGAUCAGCACAAGCAGCCAUUUUUGAGAACAGGGUUUCCCUUCUCCCAAGACUGUUAACCAAGUAAGACUCCAUAAGGAAUACUCCAUAAUCAGAAUGACCCAAAACCCUGGAAUUUGGUUUAUGUAAUCAAUUAAUUUGGCACAUGUAAAUGUCUCUACAGCUUCAUCAGAGAUCCAGAUCUCAAAAUAAAGACUCAACUUUCUGAACUCUCAGGAUAUGUGCCAACGAUAGUAAUUUCCUGACUUAGAAGCUCAUUGGUUUUUAAUCAUGAAAAUCUUUUCACACUGAUAGAAAUCGCCAUUUUCCCUAAGUCCCACUCUUCUGGGUAGGCACUUGGCCUCGGGAGUAUGAUGAGGGCUUUCCUGUUUUCAUCAUCAGUGCUGCACGGUCUGCUCUGCUGUGUUACAGAAAGUACUGGGAUAACAGACCACUUGCUAUGGCUUUUCUAUCUGAGAAGGAAACAAUCAGGUAGUUGAGGGCAUUAAGGGCUAAUCCUGGGUGACAGCCCCUAACCCCCAACCCCCACGCAGAAGGCAUGCUUGUCACUUCUGCACUGCUUUGAUGCCACCUGUUUCGUGGUUAAUAGGGUGUGCUGGCUUUGGUCACCCAGACUCAACCCUCUGUGCUCACCAGAAGAGACUCUGUGCUCUCUCUCGGAGUUGCACGUUCCUGGCACUGUGCCAGCCUUCCUCUACAGCUGUUUACAGACAAGAUGGGCCAAGACUGAUGGCCACUGCUCUUGUAACCUUUGUUCAAAAGAAUAAUGAACAUUUUUUUUUAAAAAGGGAUGAUGUGUUUUUGUUCCAGGUGUUCAUAAUUUAAUCUUUUAAUAUUAUGUUCAUUAACCUCUUAAAAUGAGUGAACUCUUGAUUGUUUUAACACAGUACCUAAGACUAAUACUUUCUGUGGACUCCUCACCAUGGAACCAGAGGCCCACAUCCCUGGUAACUGCUGUGAGCGUGGACACCGAGCUGCUUGUAUGUUGUAAAGGAGCAGGAGGACGUUCUCUGAGACAGGAAGAACAGUGGCCUUGCUUCUAGACAGUCUUCACUGUGUGUUUUAAAAUGGCAUAAAACUCUUUUGACAUGUAUAACUUAAAGAUCAUAAGCAUCAGGCAAUAAUAUUUUCUGUGUAAGCUUUUAAAAUUAUUUUUGGGGAUCAUAGCUUGUUUUAUUUUGUGCUAUAAAAUUAACAGUAUUAAAUGACUUAUAUUCUUAGAAUACAUUGAGUGUCUUUUCUUAACAGAUUAGUGCCUUUUUAUUUUUGUAUUCCAUUUUACGUUACUGGUCCCAGCAUAAAAACCCUUGUUUCCAUGGACUGUUUGUACAUUGUCUCAAUAAAACUUGCACCAGCCGGCAGUGGCAGCA